AUGCUGCGCCACGUGCUGUGCUUGGUGGUCCUCACGCUGUGCUGCUGCACGUCUGUGUGCGUGGCUGCUGCUGGUGCACCUCAGGAGGCAGGUAAAUUGCAGCUUGUAAACGGCGGCGCGACGAUAACACUGACGGAAACAGUUGAAACCGGCAACUGCACAGCAUCGCCCCCUCCCCCUCCGGCUACUGGGGUAAACAAGGAUGUUACUAUCUCCACUAAGGUUGCUUUGAGGAAGAAGGAGGGUGAAUCACAAGAACCGACAGAAAUGGCAAAUGGUCCGUCUAUGACAGUCAAAGUUCCCGAUGGGUACAAAUUGACGCUGAAGACCUCACUGGAUGUUAAAUGCACGAAGAAAGCAGGAGAUAGUUCUAGCACCGCUGGAAAAAGCUGCCCAGUGACGGACACUAAAGCAGCUGACAGCGACACCAUCACUUAUGUUGUUGCUGUGAAGCCCACUACUUCUGACCAGCCUGCUGUAAAUACUCCGGAGACACAAAACCAUGAAGUGAAGGUCCCACCUGAGCACGAUGUGAACAUUGUGGCGAAACUUGUGGCUGCAUGCGUUCCGCCACCUACAAGUGAGCCACCUCUUCCAACAAUACCGAAAGCAAAUCCUGACCCUCGAGAAAAGGACACGCUUGACAGCAAAUUGCCUGAUUUAGGCCCUACUUCACCCGAAUCUCCCCCACUUGAUGACGAUUCCAUCACAACAGAAAGGCGCAAAGGGAAGACUCAGGAAGGAGCGCAACUUCCACAAGACGGCACCAAAUCACUUGACACCGCCACAAGCAGAGAAAAAGUAAACGGUGAACGCACCGGUGGAGAAAAGGGCAGCGAUGCCAGCAACAAAGUCACUCCUCCAACUUCCAGCGAGGCAGAGGGCACAGAAACAGACAACUCCGUCACAGUGAGUGACGCCGACCACACUGCCCCCACAGCCACACCUCAAUCAGGGACCAACACCGAAGGGGCUCCCAACGCUGAUGCCGGUACGUCCACCUCUGCGGGAGAGGGCGUGAACCUUCCUGACCGCAACACCGACGCCAGCAGCAGCAGCAGCACUGCAUGGGUGCGUGCCCCACUGUUGUUGCUGCUUGCCUGCGUGGCCGUGUUGUGA
Messenger RNA from Trypanosoma grayi, 1119 nucleotides. RefSeq lists its product as hypothetical. The transcript has a single exon. The coding region runs from base 1 to 1119 and encodes 372 amino acids. NCBI's taxonomy places the organism in Eukaryota, Euglenozoa, Kinetoplastea, Trypanosomatida, Trypanosomatidae. The record is from RefSeq and is a predicted model, not a curated record.